Molecule: messenger RNA, 1755 nt
Organism: Beta vulgaris subsp. vulgaris (sugar beet)
Lineage: Eukaryota; Viridiplantae; Streptophyta; Magnoliopsida; Caryophyllales; Amaranthaceae
Exons: 4
Coding region: 1-1755 (584 amino acids)
Molecular function (GO): catalytic activity
Source: RefSeq, a predicted model, not a curated record
AUGGAUAAUCUGGGAUUCUGGAACAUAAGAGGGUUCAAUAGUCCUAAUAAAUUUGGUGAUGUUAAGAAAUUCUUAGAUCAUCAUUCUGUAGGAUUAUUUGGCCUGUUGGAAACUAGGGGAAGAAGUGGGAAUUUUCCAAAAGUUUUUGCUAGAUUUGGAGGUGCUUGGAGUAUUGCUACUAAUUAUUCUUAUCAUAAAAGAGGGAGGGUGUGGCUUCUUUGGCUCCCUACUAAGUAUACUGUGAACAUAAUUGAGUGCUCAACUCAAUUUAUUCAUAGUGAAGUGACUCAUAUUAGUACUGGCCAGAAGUGGUGGGUUACCAUGGUAUAUGGUUUCAAUGAGGCUAGGGAUAAAGCUCAACUGUGGGAGGAUAUUGUGAGACUGAGUAGGCAGAUAAAUGGAGCUUGGGUGGUCCGUGGUGACUUCAAUAAUGUGUUGCAUUGGAAUGAAAGAUUAGGGUCAAAUAUAACUCUUGAUGAAGUUGCAGAGAUUAGGUUGUGUCUUAGAAGGGCUAAACUGCAGGAGCACACAACAUCUGACCCAUUCUAUACUUGGUCUAAUAAACAAGAUGGCCUAGUGUUCUUAAGAAUCGAUAGGGUUGUGAUGAAUGAUCAUUGGAUGGAAAAAAUGAUUGAGGCAAAGACCAUCUUCUUUCCAGAGAGCAUCUCAGAUCGAUGUCCUUGUAUAGUGAGAAUGAGUGGCCGGAAUAUUUCUAAACCUAAACCCUUUAGGUUUUUUAAUAUGUGGACUCAAGUAGAUAGUUUUUUGCAUAAAGCUCAAGAUGUGUGGCAUCAAGAUGUCCAGGGGGUGUCAAUGAUUAAAGUAGUUUCCAAGUUGAAGAUAUUGAAGAAUACUUUAAAGGAGCUUAACAGGGAAAGAUUCUUUGACAUUGAGAAGCAAGCAGAUGUUGCAUAUCAAAAGAUGUUGAGGACCCAUGAAUAUGUACACCAAGAUCCUUAUAAUAUUGAGUUGUUUGGAUUGGAAGAGGAGGCAAGGAAGGAGUAUGUAGAGCUAAAUAAAGCAAGGCUUAGCUUUCUACAUCAGAAAGCAAAGCAAGAGUGGCUUAAGCAAGCUAAAGUGAGUAGUACAAUAAUUAGUGAGGGUGUUGUGUUAGAUGAAAAUCAACAGCUAGCAUUGUCUCUCCCAUUUACCGGGGAGGAUGUUAAAGCUGCAUUACUUAGUAUUGAAGAUACUAAGGCACCUGGACCAGAUGGGCCAAUUGCUUGUUGCAAUGUCAUUUACAAGAUCAUAUCUAAAAUGCUCUGUAGUAGAUCGAAGGAGGUACUGCCAAGUUUUAUUGAUCAAGUGCAGAGUGCGUUUGUUGCUAAUAGGGUCAUUGUUCAUAAUAUUUUUAUUUGUCAAGAUAUGAUGAAGAAUUAUCAUAGGAAGUCCUUGCCUGCAAGAUGUACUGUUAAGGUGAACUUGAAAAAACCAUAUGACUCUCUGAAUUGGGAAUUUAUUAGGGAGCUUAUGGGGAAGAGAGGGAUUAGACAAGGAGACCCCAUCUCUCCUUUGAUCUUUGUGCUUGCUACUCGUAUAAUGAAGAAAAUGAGUCAGAGAGCUGCUUUUAAAUUCCAUCAUAGAUGUGAACAGCUCAAGAUCAAUCAUCUUAUAUUUACCGAUGAUUUGAUGAUCUUUAGCAAAGGUGAUAUUAAUUCUGUGGUGUUGAUUGUGAGGGCUUUAAAAGCCUUUGCAAAUGUCUCAGGCUUGGAAGCUCGCCAUGAAAAAACAGCCAUCUAUUUUGGCAAUGUUUAG